Messenger RNA from Pseudogymnoascus verrucosus, 1186 nucleotides. RefSeq lists its product as uncharacterized. Bases 48 to 1046 code for a protein of 332 amino acids. The record is from RefSeq and is a predicted model, not a curated record. NCBI's taxonomy places the organism in Eukaryota, Fungi, Ascomycota, Leotiomycetes, Thelebolales, Thelebolaceae. The transcript has a single exon.
CCAAUCCCAAUCCCCACCAGAACCCAACCCCUUCACAAACCGCAAAAAUGGGCUGGUUCUGGGGCGCCACCGCAGACGACAAGAAGUCCUCCACUGACCCCCUCCGCGACCUCGACCCCAGUCUGCAAGCCUUCCUCAAAAAAGAAUCCCCCGUCCAAUACUCGCCCACCACACCCCCUCCAACACAACCCCAAGCGCAGCAACAACCCACCGAACCCACCUCAACCACCUCCUCCUCCGAACCCCCCGCCGACCCCGCCGCCCCCCCCACCCUCUUCAAAGACAACCGCUACGCCCACCUCUGGAAAACCUACACCCCCCAAUCCGCCAUCGAAGCAGCCACCAAAUCCGACUCCGAGAAGAUCGCCGACGUCCUCGAGGGCUACAAGUACCGCAAGGCCGAGAUCGGGCGCGCGGCGCUCGAGAACUGCGCGCUGGAGCAGUGGGAGGUGAAUGAGUGUUUCUCGAAUGGCGGGGUGAAGGCGCGUCUCACGAUGUGUAGGACGGAGAAUAAGAGUCUGGAGCGGUGCGUGGAGAUGCAGCAGAAGUUCUUGAAGGCGCUGGGGUACUUGAGUACGUUUGAUAGGGGGAAGGAUGUCGAUGAGAGGAUUCAGAUGCAUGCUGAUACGCUGUAUCAUCGUAUGUUGGCGCAGGAGAAGGCGGUGCAGGAGGCGGAGAAAGAGGGGAAGGAGAUGCCGAAGUUCGAGCCGCUGCUGGGAAAGGGCGGGAGUUCGGUUACGGCGAUUACUCCUGCGGAGGCGGCGGCGGCGAAGGAGCAGGUGCCGGAGAUACCGAAGACGAGCCCGCUGUCGAAACUACCGCUGGAUAUCCAGGCGCAGAUUAAGGAGAAGUUGGAGGGAUUGACGGGGAUCGAGCGGGAGUUGCAGGAGAAGGCUUUGGCGGCGGAAGUGUCGGCUGGGCAGGAGGUGAAGGCGAAUUUGAAGGAUAUUUAUAAGGAUUCGAAUGCGGAGAGGCAGAAGAGGGUGGAGGAGGGGAAUGAGACGAUUGUGGACCGGGUUUCGUCGAUUUUGGGGGGUUGGAAGUAAGGAUGGGAAAGAUGUAUGAUAGAGUGGUGGAUAGGAAGGCGCGAUGCUCUGUAUGAUUGGGAUGGGAUGUAGUGUACGAAAGGGGGAGUUGGAUCUGAGCGCUGCUAUUUAUGUGUACAAAUAAGGAAAAUAUACCGGCC